GUCGCCUCCAUCUUUCGGCACAAAGGAGCGGCGGCAGCGCCGGGCCGGGGCCGGGCAGGGGCGGAGAGCGCGCGGUCUGCGUUGGCCCUGCUGCGCUCCCACUGCGCUCCCGGCCGGGCUGUGCGGAGCUGAGGCAAAGCUGUCUGGCAUGGAUCAGGCUUAGAAUUGUUCUCCCUGCUUUUAAAAACAUUCAGCUAAUGGGACUCCUCAGUGCAGUUCCUAGGAGUGAAAGCAGAGUCAGUCAUGACUCAGUGCCCACCAUAAAGGCUUACAGAGCACUGCCUUUUCCAGAGAGACUUUGUGCCCUGAAGGAGAACAACUCACUUCUGCCACAGCACUUUGAGCUCCCCAGCCAUUCCUGAACCAAGCAAACUUACAGACCUCCUUCUGGAUGACCAAUGUGUGUUUUAAGUGAUUCUGUCAGCAGCUAAGUCUCCAACUUCCCACUCAUUCCAGCUGGUAGCAGCGUUUAAGAUGCAAAAAGAUCGCAAUCCGGGAUCGCACAAACAUUUCUCUUAAAACUUCCUAGAUGAUUGUAGUUGCUUGGGUUGUGUUCUAUGCUAGCAGAAGCCUUUUCCAAGCUCUGCUGUUGACUCUAGAGCACCACCUUCCCCAUUUCCUGGGAGCCUUGGGGGCUGGCAGCAUGGGAAACUCGUGCGUUUGCCGCGACGACAGCGGGGCCGAGGACAACGGGAGCUCUCAGGGCCGACAGACAGAGCACAGCAGGACACACAUCCCUGAGGCCAGGAGCCACCCAAGGGACCCUGUCCGUCCACCCAGGAGGGGUCGAGGGCCUCAUGAGCCAAGGAGGAAAAAACAGAAUGUGGAUGGGCUGGUGCUUGACACACUGGCUGUAAUUCGGACGUUGGUAGAUAAUGACCAGGAGCCUCCUUAUUCAAUGAUCACGUUGCAUGAAAUGGCAGAAACAGAUGAAGGCUGGUUGGAAGUUGUUCAAUCUUUAAUUAGAGUUAUUCCAUUAGAAGAUCCCCUGGGACCAGCUGUUAUAACGCUACUACUUGAUGAAUGUCCUCUGCCAACAAAAGAUGCAUUACAGAAGUUAACAGAAAUACUAAACUUGAGUGGAGCUGCUGCUUGCCAGGACUCUUGUCACCCUGCCAAGCACCGGAACACGACCGCGGUGCUCGGCUGCUUGGCAGAGAAAUUAGCAGGUCCUGCAAGCAUAGGCUUGCUCAGCCCAGGCAUAUUGGAAUAUUUACUUCACAGCUUGAACUUCCAGUCCCACCCAACAGUGAUGCUUUUUGCACUAAUAGCACUGGAGAAGUUUGCACAAACAAGUGAAAAUAAAAUGACAGUUUCUGAGUCGUGCAUUAGUGACCAACUGAUGCUGCUGGAGAAAUGGACAGAUAACCCCGACUACUUAAAACGCCAGGUUGGAUUCUGUGCCCAGUGGAGUUUAGACAAUCUGUUUCUAAAAGAAGGCAGGCAGUUUACAUAUGAGAAGGUUGACUUGACCAACAUUAGGGCCAUGCUGAACAGCAAUGAUGUCAGUGAAUACCUGAAGAUCUCACCACAUGGAUUAGAGGCACGGUGUGACGCCUCGUCCUUCGAAAGCGUGAGGUGCACGUUCUGUGUCGACUCUGGGGUCUGGUACUAUGAAGUCACUGUCAUUACUUCAGGAGUGAUGCAGAUAGGAUGGGCAACCAAAGACAGCAAAUUUCUCAACCAUGAAGGUUACGGCAUCGGGGACGAUGAAUACUCCUGCGCGUACGAUGGCUGCCGGCAGCUGAUCUGGUACAACGCCAGAAGUAAACCACACUCCCAUCCCUGCUGGAAAGAAGGAGACACAAUAGGAUUUCUACUAGACUUGCAAGAAAAGCAAAUGAUCUUCUAUUUAAAUGGAAACCAGCUUCCUGCUGAGAAGCAAGUAUUUUCAUCUGCUGUAUCAGGAUUUUUUGCUGCAGCAAGUUUCAUGUCCUAUCAACAAUGUGAGUUCAACUUUGGGGCAAAACCCUUCAAGUACCCACCACCAAUGAAAUUUAGUACCUUCAAUGAUCAUGCCUUUCUCACAGCAGAAGAGAAAAUAAUUUUACCCAGACACAGGCGCCUGGCUUUGCUGAAGCAAGUGAGUAUCAGAGAGAACUGCUGCACACUUUGCUGUGAUGAGAUAGCAGACACAGAACUCAGGCCGUGUGGACACAGUGACCUGUGCAUGGAGUGUGCCUUGCAAUUGGAGACCUGCCCUUUGUGUCGACAGGAAAUACAAACCCGAGUCAGACAGAUCUCUCACAUUUCAUGACACACGUGGAGAAACACCACAGACUUGUUUUUAAAGAACUCCAACCAAUACUGAAAGGGGAAAGCAUCUCUAACCAAUCCUUAUGCACAUAGAACCAUAGCCACGGCCAGAUUUCAUGCUAACUUGUAAUCUGUUUAUGUUAAAACUGAAAUCUUUCAUAAGCUCUUCCCAGCUGCCAGCACUGGGAGCUGGAUUCAGCAGUCAGGAGCUCUGGCUAUUGGUUCCUCUGAGCAAGAGCAGAGGGAGUUGUCUCUUCUUCCCCUUUUCCUUCUCGCCUGUCGCAAGUGCUGAAAAAAUUUGCACUGGAAGUACACAUACAAUGCAUUUUAGAAAAGAAGAGAAAAUAAGUAUUUCCUAAAACAGGGCCGUGCUGUCUUGUGCUCGAAAGUCUCUAUUUUUGGCAGAAGUCAGUGCUAAAAAGAGAAUGCCAAUGUUUUCCUGUUUAAUGUAGCCUCCUGCUGGUCAGAGACUCUGUAUUUUCAGAUAUUAAACUGCUCAAAGACUGAAUCUGUACACAGACUGAUUGAAAAGACAGUGUGGAGACUGUAGAGAAACUCACAGGUUUUAAUAACUUGGUGAUUCCAAAGAAUGUUCUGAUUUGUUUUUAAAUGUUAAAAGAUCAGUGGUAUUUUCAAGUACAUAAUGUUUCUGAUACUUUUAACUUCGGUACCCACAUUUUUUUGUGAGGUUAUAAUUUUCAGGAGGUAUUCUUAACUAAUUAUAAUGCUGGACUGG
Molecule: messenger RNA, 2992 nt
Organism: Zonotrichia leucophrys gambelii
Lineage: Eukaryota; Metazoa; Chordata; Aves; Passeriformes; Passerellidae
Gene: RSPRY1
Product: ring finger and SPRY domain containing 1
Exons: 17
Coding region: 530-2257 (575 amino acids)
Cellular component (GO): cytoplasm
Molecular function (GO): protein binding; ubiquitin-protein transferase activity
Source: RefSeq, a predicted model, not a curated record